AUGUUCUUCGUCCUGAACCUGACCCACCAGGUCACCCUGCACCCUUCAUACUUCGGCCGAAAUAUGCACGAGUUGGUUACAGGGAAGCUGUUGAAGGACGUUGAGGGUACAUGCACAGGUCGCUACUUUAUUAUCACAAUAAUGGACACGGUCAAUAUCUCCGAAGGACGGAUUCUGCCUGGAAAUGGAUUGGCCGAGUUCACCGUUAGCUAUCGCGCAGUGGUGUGGAGGCCGUUCAAAGGCGAGACUGUUGAUGCCAUUGUAACCUCUGUCAACCAGGUCGGCUUCUUCGCAGAUGCUGGUCCUCUCCCACUCUUCGUUUCAUCUCAUUUAAUCCCUCCCGAUAUCAGAUUUGAUACCAACGCGACGCCGCCUCAAUGGACGAACAACGAGGACUCUGUUAUCGAGGUCGGAACUCAUGUGCGCGUGAAGCUGAUUGGCACUAGAGCAGAAGUAGGAGGCAUGUACGCCAUUGCUAGUAUCAAGGAGGACUAUCUCGGAUGUUUGCAAGCCGCGUCAUGA
Messenger RNA from Venustampulla echinocandica, 522 nucleotides. Its product is annotated as putative DNA-directed RNA polymerase II chain Rpb7. Gene Ontology annotation, biological process: positive regulation of translational initiation; DNA-templated transcription; positive regulation of nuclear-transcribed mRNA poly(A) tail shortening. The transcript is spliced from 4 exons. Gene Ontology annotation, molecular function: single-stranded RNA binding; single-stranded DNA binding; translation initiation factor binding. Gene Ontology annotation, cellular component: RNA polymerase II, core complex; P-body. Lineage: Eukaryota; Fungi; Ascomycota; Leotiomycetes; Helotiales; Pleuroascaceae. Bases 1 to 522 code for a protein of 173 amino acids. The record is from RefSeq and is a predicted model, not a curated record.